Linum trigynum is the source of this 859-nucleotide messenger RNA. The record is from the annotation of a GenBank genome assembly. NCBI's taxonomy places the organism in Eukaryota, Viridiplantae, Streptophyta, Magnoliopsida, Malpighiales, Linaceae.
AAGCUAAUCUAAUCUCUUGAAAAGUAACCAUUUCAGAGUUCUCAUUGGAUAUGGAGCCUAAUAUGUCAUCGGAAAGCUGACUUUGCGAGGUAAUGGAUAAAGUUGACAAUGAAACGAUUGAAUAGAUGGGGUUGAUCCUAUGGUCGAUCUGGAAUGAAAGGAACAAUCAGAUGUUUAACAAGCAAAAGGCGGAAGAGUGGGAGAUUAUGGGGAAGGCCUUGGAAUAAUGGGCAGAAUACAAAUCACACCACACAAAAGAGCAAGAAGUGAAAUCGAGUGGGAAUUGUACCUGAGUGAAGCCGCCAGAGGGAUGGGUCAAGGUGAAUGUAGACGCAACGGUGAUGGUGGGGGAAGGAACGGGGUUGGGGCUUGUGGUUCGCGAUGAGACCGGGAAAUUUCUGUUGGCGGCGGUAAGACGGGAGCGCAACCAAUGGCAACCGGAGCUUGCUGAACUUCGGGGGCUUGAAUUUGGGCUGCAGAUGGUGGAAAUGCACUGCUUCUCGCUAGCGAUUGUGGAGAGCGACUGUCAAACAACCAUCCAGAAACUGAAGGGGGAGGAAGACUCGAGGUUGGAGGUGGGUUUGGUCGCUAGAGAGCUAAAGCACCGGGCCAAUGAAAUGGGCCAGGUCUGUUGGAGUUUCACAAAGCGAUCGGAUAAUGAACCGGACCAUGUAAUGGCUCAUUCCAAUUGUAACUGGGAUACAUCUGAAACUUGGGCUCUUAGGCCCCCUGUGUUUCUCCUUUCUCCUCUAGAGAAGGAUGGUUUGAUCUUUGAAUAAAAAGAAGGUUUAUGGUAAAUAAAAAAUGGUGCCUGAUGGGAAAAAAAAUAAAUUUGAGAUAAUGAACUAUUUAAAUAUAA